Pseudophryne corroboree (corroboree frog) is the source of this 948-nucleotide messenger RNA. RefSeq names its product olfactory receptor 5AP2-like. The record is from RefSeq and is a predicted model, not a curated record. Gene Ontology annotation, cellular component: membrane. NCBI's taxonomy places the organism in Eukaryota, Metazoa, Chordata, Amphibia, Anura, Myobatrachidae. Bases 1 to 948 code for a protein of 315 amino acids. The transcript has 2 exons. Gene Ontology annotation, biological process: G protein-coupled receptor signaling pathway. Gene Ontology annotation, molecular function: olfactory receptor activity; odorant binding; G protein-coupled receptor activity.
AUGGACACCAUAAACAAGACCCAAGUGAGAGAGUUUGUGUUCUCUGGACUCACUGACAAUGGAGAACUUGCACCGUUCCUCUUCAUGGUCUUCUUACAUGUCUACAUGGUGACUGUAGUGGGAAACAUCGGUAUGAUGGUCAUAGUCCAUAUCAGCUCCAACCUCCACACCCCGAUGUAUUUCUUCCUGAGCUACCUCUCCCUGGUGGACGUUUACUACUCCUCAGUCAUAACUCCUAAAAUGCUCUCUGAUCUUUUCUCCAUGACAAAGGCCAUCUCAUUUAUUGGGUGUGCCCUUCAGUUCAUCUUCUUCGCUGCCCUGAUAUGUACUGAGUGUCUACUGCUCGCAAACAUGGCGUAUGACCGGUAUGCUGCCAUCUGCCACCCUCUCCACUAUGUAUCUUUAAUGACCAAGAACAUAUGUAUGUAUCUGGUUGUCCUGGAUUUCUCCAUUGGUUUCAUGCAGUCAUUUGUGCUGACCAGCUGUGUGUUCAGUCUCCAGUUCUGUGGAUCCAACCUUAUAGACCACUUCUACUGUGACGUCCCUCCACUGCUCCAGCUGUCCUGCUCUGAUACUUUCUCCUGUGUCAUGGAAGCUGUUUCUUUCGUAGUUUCUUGUGCCUUGGGGCCAUUUCUAGUCAUCCUGAUCUCAUACAUCUUCAUCAUUACUUCCAUUCUACGGAUGAAGUCUGCCGAGGGCAGGCGGAAAGCAUUCAGCACCUGCUCCUCACAUCUCACCUGUGUCUCCGUCUUCUAUGUGACCAUUUUCUUCACUUACCUGCGCUCUCCCUCCAAUGUCUUAAAGAAGCAGAACAAGAUGACUUCUGUCUUAUAUACAGUACUGACUCCAUUGCUGAAUCCAUUUAUAUACAGCCUGAGGAACCAAGAGGUGAAAAGAGCCAUUAGGCGAAUACUGGGAGGCAGAUAUAACAUGUGCAGAGAGAGUUAG